AUGAAGAUUAUCAGGUGGGUCAGGAAGUUACCAGGUGGGUCAGGAGGUUACCAGGUGGGUUAUGAAGGUUACCAGGUGGAUUAUGAAGGUUACCAGGUGGGUCAUGAAGGUUACCAGGUGGGUCAUGAAGGUUACCAGGUGGGUCAGGAGGUUACCAGGUGGGUCAAGGAGGUUACCAGGUGGGUCAUGAAGGUUACCAGGUGGUCAGGAGGUUACCAGGUGGGUCAUGGAGGUCAGGAAGGUUACCAGGUGGGUCAGGAGGUUACAGGUGGGUCAGGAGGUUACCAGGUGGGUCAUAGAAGGUUACCAGGUGGGUCAGGAGGUUACCAGGUGGGUCAUGGAGGUCAGGAAGGUUACCAGGUGGGUCAGGGGCACCAGGUGGGUCAGGAACGUUACCAGGUGGGUUCUGGCUACCAGGUGGGUUCUUAA
Molecule: messenger RNA, 429 nt
Organism: Homarus americanus (American lobster)
Lineage: Eukaryota; Metazoa; Arthropoda; Malacostraca; Decapoda; Nephropidae
Product: shematrin-like protein 2
Exons: 1
Coding region: 1-429 (142 amino acids)
Source: RefSeq, a predicted model, not a curated record